AUGCAGCUCACUUCUACCCUCUUGUCUAGCCUCGCCCUUACAAUUGGUGCGCUUACUGUUGAAAAGCCACUAUCCUUUACCACCUGGGCUUGCAACAAUUGCGCGUCUCCAGCUGAUACGGUCAAUGGCCCUUGUGCUAGAACCGACCACCAGAUCAGGCAAAGCGACAUUUGCAUCACAACCCCCCUCCCCCCCUUGACCAACCAAGGCAGUCUUGUCGUGGACUUCGCCAAACCCGGAUGCACGCGUAGUACGCUAGUGGAUGUGGAAGGCAUCAAUAACAACAUGAGGUGGUUCUUUCCAUCACAAAUGACAUGGUAUUCCUAUCGUACCACGACGUCACAGCUGACCAUCGUUGUAGUUUUCAUUUACGGCAACUCCAAGUGCGAGGGUCACGGUGAUCAAACAUGCGGCUUUGUGGUCUCGAAUGUUUGCAGACCUAUCGUGUUCGGCGCUCGCGCUGCGUACAAAGUCAUCUGCUCCUAA
Messenger RNA from Alternaria burnsii, 486 nucleotides. RefSeq lists its product as uncharacterized. The record is from RefSeq and is a predicted model, not a curated record. The transcript has 2 exons. Lineage: Eukaryota; Fungi; Ascomycota; Dothideomycetes; Pleosporales; Pleosporaceae. The coding region runs from base 1 to 486 and encodes 161 amino acids.